GUUACUGAAAGGACAACAAGCCUCGACAGAAGCGGAGGAAAAAUGCCAAUGGCAAGCUGUCAGCACUAUUUUUCCUGAUGCAGAGAGCAGAGGGUAGGAGUACCUCAUCACCUCAGUACAGGAGGAUCUCGCAGCACAGUCAUAGUCCACAGGUGAUCUGAAGCAGCUAGAACGAGAGCAGUGCCCCGUUUCUCACCUUUUUCAAAGAAAAGAAAAAACAGAACAGCCAAGUUCAGGAUCUUUACAGAGAUGGAUAGCGAGGAGGAAUCUCGAACAGAAAUGUAUGAUUACUCUGAGGACGAUGGAAUGUGCAAUAUGAAAAGUAACCAUGAAAAACUACUGACAAUCCAAACCUGCCUCUACUCUUUCAUCUUUGCACUAGGACUCUUGGGCAAUAUUUUGGUCCUUGCUACGUACGCAUUCUACAGAAAGGCCAAGAACAUGACGGAUAUCUUCCUGGUCAACGUGGCCUUGGCGGAUCUACUGUUUGUCCUUGCUCUGCCGUUGAUCAUAUAUAAUGAGAAUUACAGCUGGAGCAUGGGCACCUGGGCAUGUAAGCUUUUAUCAGGAACCUACAGCAUCAACCUGUACAGCAGCAUGCUCCUGCUGGCCUGCAUCAGUGGAGACCGCUAUGUGGCCAUUGUUAAAGCCAGGAAUUCCUUUGGAAUUCGCAAAAAAGCUCAGAUAUACAGCCGGCUCAUCUGCUCAAUCAUUUGGCUGCUUGCCAUUUCAUUGUCCAUUCCGACGCUCAUCUACUACAAGGUAAUCGAACUGGAAAAUCUGAACGGUGAGACAGAAGAAACUGUAUGUUUCUUCAAGUAUAAUACGACUGAAACCGCCAAGGUGAUGAAGAUUCUGCUGCCCAGCACUCAGGUCAGUGUGGGCUUCUUCGUGCCAUUGCUUGUGAUGGGCUUCUGUUACAUCAGCAUCCUGCUAACUCUGCUCAGAGCACAGAACUACCAGAGGCACAAGGCAGUCCGCGUGGUUCUGGCAGUGGUCAUCGUCUUCAUUCUCUGCCACCUCCCGUACAACGUCCUGCUCCUGGUCCACACCAAAAACCUCUUUGCACCGAGACCCUGCAAAGAAGAGCAGAAUAUUCUGUUUGCUUUGAAUGUAACCAAGAUUGUGGCCUACCUCCACUGCUGCAUUAAUCCCAUCCUCUACGCCUUUAUUGGUGUGAAGUUCAGGAAUCACUUCUGCAAGAUUAUGGAAGACCUGUGGUGCUUGGGGAAGAGAUACUUCACCUCGGGACGCUACUCCCAGCAGACGUCAGAACUCUACAUUCCGGCACACAAGUCCAGCUUUGAAGUCGAUCACGAGAAUCCAUCCUCAUUUUCAAUGUAACACAUGAUACAAAACAGUGCAUGUGAUGAGCUCAUUCUUAGGAACCAUGACAUCAUGUACAGCAGCAAACACUUUUAGUUGGGAUUUGACAACAAAGGUGGUUCUGAGGUAUUGGUUUGUAUUGGAAUUCUUCAGCGAUAGAUUAAGCACUGUAUAUGGUCCCUUCUAGAAUUGUGGGUUUCAAGUGUGGGAAGAUUUGACUUAUCAGUCAACUCUGUUAUCGUCAAACCAUUUAAACCAUUCAAAACCAUUAAAAGGGGUACAAAUAACAGAGCUGAUAUUUUGCACCAAAUCCUUACCUCUAAUGAAUUCACACAUUAUUAAAAUGUUAAUGGAAGAUUCAUUUAAUAUCACAGAUAUCAGUUAUUAAUACACUUUGGUGUAUCCUCAAUAUUUAAAACAAAAUACAGAGAUUAGAAGUUAUUUUUGCCUGAGAAGGUGACAUCACUGAGUGUGGGUCCUCUUUUUUUUUUAGAAGAGUUUACAGAGUUUUAUAUCAGAGGUUAUAAACUACAGAGAUCAGCAGAACACUGGGACAGACAUAAAACAAAGUUACAUAAAAAUAAACUAAAAAUACAUAUUCUAAAAAGAGAUAUUCUAUUCAGUUCAUAUUAUUUCACAUACAAUUCAAGUUGAACAUAUAAAUCAGGAGGUAAAGACAGUCAAACCUAGAUUGCAAUAUGGAGAUUAAAUGGUGCCUAAUAUAGACAUCAAAUUUCAGUAAUAGCUGUAAAUUAAUGUAACGUUACUAUAUAUCAUAUCAUUAUUCUAAAUUUAUGUUAAGAAAACAAUAGGUUUAUGUAGGAAAUGUGAAAUGUACCGUAUUUUUCGGACUAUAAGGCGCACCGUAUUAUAAGACACACUAUCAAAGAACGCCUAUUUUCUGCUAUUUUUCCAUACAUAGGGCGCAUCGCAUUAUAAG
Astyanax mexicanus (Mexican tetra) is the source of this 2266-nucleotide messenger RNA. RefSeq names its product chemokine (C-C motif) receptor 6b (gene ccr6b). The record is from RefSeq and is a predicted model, not a curated record. Gene Ontology annotation, biological process: immune response; chemotaxis; G protein-coupled receptor signaling pathway. Gene Ontology annotation, molecular function: chemokine receptor activity. The coding region runs from base 250 to 1344 and encodes 364 amino acids. The transcript is spliced from 2 exons. Gene Ontology annotation, cellular component: membrane. NCBI's taxonomy places the organism in Eukaryota, Metazoa, Chordata, Actinopteri, Characiformes, Acestrorhamphidae.